UGAGGCUCCGCUCUGUGCACCGGUGCAGAACCGACCCCGACCGAAUGUGAAAGCAGAGCCGGGGAGAGCGGGGGAAAUUACUGAGCGGGUCCCAGGCUGCGGUGGAGAAACACGAACCCGCCGCGCUGCUGUUGGAGAAGGGAAAGACCAGGGGACUCUCCCCGGGGGCCUGGCCCCGGCCCCUGCCCCUGCCAGGGCAGCGGUGUGGCUGCAGGACCCAUCUCCGUGCGCCCGGGGCCGGGCGUGCCUUCAAGCCAUGGGUCGGCUGCUUGAUAAACUGGCUUUGUUAAUAAAUAACAUUGACACAUGGGGUUGGCAAGCCGGGCAAUGGUCUGCAUACUUUUCUAAAUCAAUCAAAGGUUACAGCAGUUUUACAAAAAACAGCCCAACCAAAGCCUGCAUUUUGUUGAUAGUUGCCUCGACAGACAUAUGAUGUUUUUUUCCCAUUUUCCAGUAAGAAAUGCGUCCAAAAGUUGUGCUUUUCCUAGAUAUUGGAGGACCUACUGUCAGUUUUUUUUGUCUGCAAAUACGGGCUGGUAUUUGGCAGUCAAAUGACUGACCUAGGGUGAGGUAUUUGACUAGUCAAAUAAAGUUCAGAGAGAGGGAACGCCUGGGCCCGGCGGGGUCCAGCUCUGGCGCUGGCUGGCAGGUGGCCUCUUUGGGGGCAGCUACGGGGCCGGGCCCCAAAUUGGGCGCUGAGACAGACGGAUGGGGCAGGCCGGGCGAGGUGCUGGGGAUGGGGUCCCCUCCGAUUCCCGGCAGGGUCUGAAACCCCCCGGGGGCCCCAACCUUCCCCCACGGCUCUUUUCUUUGCCCCAGGGACUGACCCUGUCCCGGACCCCCAUGGCCCUCCUGUUUGGGGGGGCUGGGAGGGACAGAGGGUGGGCAAAGCCCCUCUUUUAUCUCCCCAUCAGCCUCCCCAGACUCAGCCGCAUCCCAGGCUGCGUGCGGGGGACACAGGUCAUGACCAGCACAGCUUGAGCCCAAGACACCCCCUUCCCACGCCUGCCCCCCGGUCCCCGCCAGGCCUCCAGGACAGCUCUGCGUGCAGCUUCGGCCCCUCCUUCCCCGUCUCCUGCCAAGCAUUGGCGGGGACUUGGGGCAGGGAGGUUCCUCUUUCUGCAGCUAUUUAAACUCCCAGGCUCGGGGCAGCUGAGUCGCAGGAUAUGGACAGGAUGGAGGUGACAGAGAACUUCGCUGGCAUCACCCUGCCUGGGCACCUGCACACGCAGGAGUCCUUGCACGCGGCCGCCACCUUCCAGUUCCGGGACACCGACGUGGUCAUCGUCACCUACCCCAAGUCCGGCACCACGUGGAUGCAGGAGAUCCUGACGCUGAUGUACAGCAAGGGGGAUGGCCACCUGGCCAAGACCGUCCCCAACUGGGCCCGGGCGCCCUGGCUGGAGCACGUCUACUUCAAGGACAUGCUGCAGGCAGACAGGGAGCCCCGGCUCCUCACCACCCACCUCCCCUGCCACGUCCUGGCCCCUGCCCUCAAGAAAGCCAAGGCCAAGGUGAUCUACGUGGCCAGGAACCCCAAGGACAUCGUGGUCUCCUUCUACCACUUCCACAAGAUGGCCAAGUUCCUGCCCAAGCCCAGCUCCUUCGAGGACUUUCUCAUGCAGUUCCUGGAUGGCACAGUGCAAUAUGGCUCCUGGUUCGACCACGUGGAGAGCUGGCUCAGCCAGCGCAGGGAGCUGGACCUCUUCUACAUCACCUACGAGGACCUGCACCGGGACCUGGGGCACGCCAUCGAGGAGCUGGCAGCCUUCCUGGGCUGCGCCCUGCGGCCGGAGGAGGUCAGCGCCAUCCAGCAGCACAGCAGCUUCCCGGCCAUGCAGGAGAACGCCAUGGUGAACUACACGCUCGUGUCCUGCGACAUCCUGGACCACAGCAAGGGGCAGUUCAUGCGCAAAGGGAUCGUGGGCGACUGGCGGAACCACUUCACACCCCUGCAGGACGCCCUCUUCAACAGGGUCUACCAGGAGAAGAUGCGGCACUCCAGCCUGCGCCUCCACUGGCCGCUGGUCUGAGCAGGGCUGGGGGGCAAGGGGGAGCUGGCCAGGGGCCCUGCCCACGCUGGGACUCCAGGAAUGACACUUGGCAUCUCUCAGGGCGCUGCCCCAUGCUUGGCUGGUCCCUGCCAGCCACAGGCAACACCCUGGGCUGUGUCAAGCUCAGCCCUGGGCACGUGAGCGCUCUGGCAGAGGGAUGGAGAGUGGAUGAAGCGCUUGGGUCCCAGUGCUGGAAGCCAAGACCCCAUCUCCUCCUCUCUGCCAAAGAGCAUGCCAGCUGGGCAUCCCCUUCUGCCCAGGCUGGGGUGGCCGGAUGCAGGUGUUGCUCUCUUCCUGCCCAGCUUUUGCAACCUGCCAUUACUCAAAGCCCUACCAUGGAAGGAACUGACUGAAAGGGGAAGGAAAAACCUGGGGGGGAGCAGGCUUGUCAUCCAAGAGCAGCCGCCUGCGUCCGAGCAGAGCAGCCGGAGCAGGCGCCCGCCCUGGCAGCCCUCCUGGAGCAUCGAUGUAUAAGCUGGAGGGAUCAGGGCAGCAGAGCCUGGGGUGCCUCCCCUUGCCCCUUGCGGGGUUGGGGGAUCCUGGCUGCUGCCACCUCCCUCAUCUAAUUUAUUUGGCUUUGUCUGGUUGGUAUGCAAGGGGUGGGGGGAAUUAUUGCCAGCUUGGGGGUGGGGGAAGCUGCUUGUGAAUGGGCUGCAGACAAUAAAGCGCAAUGGAUCGG
Messenger RNA from Alligator sinensis (Chinese alligator), 2733 nucleotides. Its product is annotated as sulfotransferase family cytosolic 2B member 1-like. Gene Ontology annotation, molecular function: sulfotransferase activity. Gene Ontology annotation, biological process: sulfation. NCBI's taxonomy places the organism in Eukaryota, Metazoa, Chordata, Crocodylia, Alligatoridae. Bases 1167 to 2033 code for a protein of 288 amino acids. The transcript is spliced from 6 exons. The record is from RefSeq and is a predicted model, not a curated record. Gene Ontology annotation, cellular component: cytoplasm.